Molecule: messenger RNA, 1942 nt
Organism: Colius striatus (speckled mousebird)
Lineage: Eukaryota; Metazoa; Chordata; Aves; Coliiformes; Coliidae
Gene: UROS
Product: uroporphyrinogen III synthase
Exons: 10
Coding region: 546-1382 (278 amino acids)
Biological process (GO): uroporphyrinogen III biosynthetic process
Molecular function (GO): uroporphyrinogen-III synthase activity
Source: RefSeq, a predicted model, not a curated record
GUGGGGUGCGGGCUGCCCGGGGCGGAGCUCUGCGGGAGCUGGGGUAGCGGGGGAACGCUGUGCUAAGAUGGGACGGGGCCGCCGCGGGGCCGAGCCUGCUCCGGCUGAGGAGCCGGGACACACAUCGCGGGAUGCCACACAAAACCGAGGAGUCCCUUUCCGUGUUACCGUCACCUCCUCUGGAAGAAGACCCGCUCCUAGGGCGUUCUAGGAAAGCGAACCGGGCCGUGCUGGGAUUCGGAGCGGUGCGUGGGAGUGUAGGUGUGUGGUAGCUGUUAGAGCUCCGUGUCCUGCUGAACAGCCUCCGCUCAAAGGCCGGCAAAGGACCUGCCCCGUGCAGCAAGUGCCCUCGCUCCUCUCUCGCCCUCACCACCUCUGUGCGUGGGCUGUCUCGGCUGAACCUGACAGAUAACACUGCUGUAAAGAAAAGAGCCAACCGGAGGCUCAAAUACAAGUCUGGAGUCUGAAAACCUGGCCUGAGCUUCUGUGCCAUUAAGUCGAACGUACAGAGGAAUCAGAGUUUCUUUGCAGUUAUUUGGUAAACAAUGAAGGUUCUGUUGCUGAAGGAUCCCAAAGACAAAGAUUCAGGACCAGAUCCCUACCUUAAAGAAUUAGGGUUGUAUGGGUUCGAAGCCACUUUGAUUCCAGUUUUGUCAUUUGAAUUCAUCUCUCUAGAGAGCUUAUUUGAAAAGCUCUCUCAUCCAGAUUGUUAUGGAGGCCUGGUUUUUACCAGUCCAAGAGCACUGGAGGCCAUCAAGAUAUGUUUAAAAGAGAAGAGUAAAAAUGAAGCCUGGUCAAAAUCUCUUAAAGAAAGAUGGAAUACUAAACCAGUGUACGUGGUAGGAAAAGCUACAGCUUCUCUAGUGGAAGAAAUUGGCCUUAGUCCACAGGGAGAAAAAUCUGGAAAUGCUGAAAAACUAGCUGAAUAUAUUUGCUCAAGAGAGAAACCCAAUUCCUCAGCUCUUCUUUUUCCUUGUGGAGCCCUGAAAAGAGAAGUACUACCUACAGUACUUAGAGAAAAAGGUGUACCUCUGGAAAGCCUCACUGUUUAUCAAACAGCCCAACAUGCAGACCUGCAAGAAUCUCUGAGCACUUACUUCUCACAGCAGGGAAUCCCAGCAAGUGUGGUGUUCUUCAGCCCAUCUGGUGUCAGAUUUUGCCUCCAGCACAUUCAGAAGCUUUCAGGGGAUUUUAACAAUCAUAUCAAGUUUGCUGCCAUUGGGCCGACGACGGCGGAGGCGCUGGAAGCGGCGGGGCUGCGGGUGAGCUGCACGGCCGCUAGUCCCACCCCCGGCGGGCUGGCCGCUGGCAUCCGCGCUGCGCUGCGCUCCCGGGACGGCGGCGGCCCUGCGCCCGAGCACGGCGCGGCUGCGGAGCUGUAGGAGGCGUUUCCAGCCGCAGCACUCCUGUCCAGCAAGAAAGCACGUGUCAGGAACAUGCACCACUGGCCUGGUCGGGGGCUGGUGAGGGAAACUUACCUCUGAAUAGCUAAGCAGCCUGGAAUGUGUCCAACAUCUACCUACUCAGCUUCUGUCCCAGCUGCAGUGUACAUGUUUUACGUGGGUGUUCCUUGAAAGCCAGUUGUGAGGCUCCUCUGCAUCAGAGCAGUAUUGGAGUCACCUCAGGUACCUCCUGGCACACGGGUCUGGCCUUCAUUUCUCAGUGCAGGCAUGUGUAUGUGCACAGCUGCUUUUGCAUAAGAACAUGCUUCCACUGCAGGGUAAAGCUUGCUUGGUCCUUGUUCUGCUUUUCAAGCAUCUCUAUGAAAGUGAUGACUGUAGCUUCUCAGUGUGACAGGACAAUUCCUGCAGUGAGGGUGCACUGUGGGGAGCUCAGGCAGCACUGAGCCUAACAGCACCAAGCCUUAAAAAACAAGGCUUUGGUUUCUAUUCCUGUAAUGAAGGAAGAUUUCUUAGAGAAAUAAACUGGCUUAGCAGAAUCA